CAGGACCGCGUAGCCGAUAUAUAGCCACAGUGUUACCAGGAGGUCCGUAGGUGGCAUGAUGAAUAGGCGCUUAAAGUUUGCUGAUUGUGGUGGUCUGGGGUAAUUUUGAUCAGCUUAUAGGCGUCAUGGAGCAAUCGGAACCCUUGAAAUCAGCCCGCUCUUCGCCUCACCAGCGACCCAGAUUGGGCCCAUUAGCCUCGGUAGUUCGGAAAAGUGUAAGAUGGCCGACGAUGAGGAGCUCCAACUCGAUCACAAAUUCAACAACAUCGUCCCAUCUUCCCUUUGACGUGUGGCCACUGUAUAUUUCAACCACCGCCUUUUCAUCCCUCUCCACGUUUCCCCGGAUCUGUUGUCUUUGUCCUGGAUUCAAACAUGUCGGUCCCUUAUCUCAUUAACAGUGCCGGUGGCUACAUCCCCGCAUCAGAGAGGAUUCCUGUUAUUGCUCGUCCGUUCGUCAGCGAGCGGGCCAAGAAGACUUUGGAUCUGGUCGAAAGAUUCGUCGAAGAAGAAUGCAUCCCCGCGGAUACUGUCUUCAAACAGUCUCUCGGCGAGACCACAGUCGAGCGCUUUGACGCUCAUCCUCAAGUCAUUGAAGAUUUGAAGGCCAAAGCAAAGAAACUCGGACUAUGGAAUAUGUUCCUGCCCAGCAACCACUUCAAGGAGGGCGCCGGUUUCAGCAAUCUCGAAUACGGCUUGAUGGCAGAGUACCUUGGCAAGAGCGCCACCGCCAGUGAAGCCACCAACUGUGCUGCCCCGGACACGGGUAACAUGGAAGUCUUUGCAAAGUACGGCACAGAAGAACAGAAGAAGAGAUGGUUGGGCCCGCUAUUGAACGGCGAGAUCCGAUCAGCCUUUUUGAUGACCGAACCUCAGGUGGCAAGCAGUGACGCCACCAACAUCGAACUCGACAUGAAGAAGGACGGUGACUACUGGGUUCUUAAUGGCCAGAAAUGGUGGUCAAGUGGUGCCGGUGACCGUCGCUGCCAGAUCUACAUCGUCAUGGCCAAAUCCGACCCAACCAACAAGAACGUCUACAGACAACAAUCUGUCAUCCUCGUACCCGCCGACACUCCGGGUGUUACCAUCCACCGAAUGCUUUCUGUCCUCGGCUUUGAUGACGCCCCCCAUGGUCACGGCCACAUCACCUUUGAAAACGUCCGCGUGCACAAGAGCAAUAUGGUCCUUGGUGAAGGACGAGGUUUCGAGGUCGUUCAAGGCCGUCUGGGCCCUGGAAGAAUCCAUCACGCCAUGAGAUCAGUCGGCGCUGCCGAGAAAGCCCUCGAAUGGUUCCUCGCCCGCCUGAACGACCCCGCAAAAAAACCCUUUGGCAAACAACUCUCCGAACACGGCAUCAUGCUCGAAAGAGUUGCCAAGUCACGUAUCGAAAUCGACUCUUCAAGGUUGUCCGUCCUGAACGCUGCCAUCAAGAUCGACGAGUCCAACGCCAAGGAUGCCCUCAAGGAAAUUGCAGAGGUCAAGGUUCAGGUCCCUAAUAUGUUGUUGGACGUCCUCGACCGUGCUAUCCAAGCCUACGGUGGCGCUGGUGUCUCACAGGAUACCCCUCUAGCCAACAUGUGGGCCAGUGGACGGACGAUGAGAAUCGUCGACGGCCCAGAUGAAGUGCACAUGUUGCAAUUGGGACGAAAUGAGAAUAAGCGUGGGCCUGCGUUGCUGAAGCGCAUCGAGGCCCAGAAGGAGAAGUCCCGGGAAUUGCUGAAACAGUAUGGCUUGAAGGAGCGUGAUGUUCUCGAGCUCAACCGGGUGAGUGGUGGGAAGUCCAAAUUGUAAGAUAUCAGCAUCGCUUAGAGUUUUCGUCUAUCAGAAUGGAACUAUUGUGCGGGCACCGAUUUCUCAAGCUACAAGAAAUGAAACCAGCUUGAUCUUCUGAUUACGGA
Molecule: messenger RNA, 1895 nt
Organism: Exophiala viscosa
Lineage: Eukaryota; Fungi; Ascomycota; Eurotiomycetes; Chaetothyriales; Herpotrichiellaceae
Product: acyl-CoA dehydrogenase
Exons: 4
Coding region: 373-1788 (471 amino acids)
Biological process (GO): fatty acid beta-oxidation using acyl-CoA dehydrogenase
Cellular component (GO): cytoplasm
Molecular function (GO): flavin adenine dinucleotide binding; acyl-CoA dehydrogenase activity
Source: RefSeq, a predicted model, not a curated record